This is a messenger RNA of Scomber japonicus (chub mackerel), 927 nucleotides long. RefSeq names its product colony stimulating factor 1b (macrophage) (gene csf1b). The transcript has 8 exons. NCBI's taxonomy places the organism in Eukaryota, Metazoa, Chordata, Actinopteri, Scombriformes, Scombridae. The coding region runs from base 24 to 767 and encodes 247 amino acids. The record is from RefSeq and is a predicted model, not a curated record. Gene Ontology annotation, molecular function: cytokine activity; growth factor activity. Gene Ontology annotation, cellular component: membrane.
AGGUAAAGUGUCUGUGUGUGCUUAUGUUCCUGAGCUUCCCUCUGACUAUGGCUGAGGUCCCUGGUCCAUGCAGACACUCCAUCACUAGGGAGCACCUGCUGACAGUCGGGCAUUUGAUGGAUAACCAGUUGAGAAGUGGGUGCUCGAUAACCUACACAUUCAUAGAACAGAGAAGUUUGAGCAAAUGUUGCUUUGUAAAAGCUGCUUUACCCUGGAUCCUGGAGCUCCUCACCACCCACUUCAAAUAUAACAGGGGUUCAGUCAAUGAUGGCUACGUUCAGUCCUUGAGAGCUCUCAUCCUUAACAUCUACUCUCAGAAAUGUGUGCCUCAGAUUAAUGAAGAAGUUGAGGAUAAGCCAGAAAGUUUCGAAAUGCUCUACAGAGGGUCUCCUUCAGAGGCACUGCAGAGGGCUUCCGAAGUGCUGUCUGUUUACUGGGAGCUAGUGACGACGAGCGACACACCGGUAGACUGGAGAUGCCAGCAUGAAUACACAGAAGUCAUUAGCUCCACCACAGAGUUGUCCACAGAGUCAACCACACAACAUUAUACAGACAGUUAUGGCAAGAAGUCAGUGAAGGCUUCUCAGAGACGACCAGUCAAAGACCUGUACAAGCUCGGCUUCAUCAUUGCCUCCAUCUGCGGAGGACUGCUGUUCAUACUCACUCUCUACUGUCUCAUCACACAAAAGAAAACCCACAUCCCUCACAGUUCAAGAUCAUAUAAAAACUCAAGAGACCAGCAGGACAUAGAGAUGGAGCCACAAUAACGCAGUAAAGAGCACAUCACUGCAGCAGCAGACGGAGCAUUUGUGAAGCUGUACAUUUUAUCCAUCAUGAGCAAGUUUUCAUAUCAGUAACGUGUGUGUAUUGUAUCAUGCUGACCUGUUUAAUCGGAAGCUUCGCUUUGACUGAGAGCAAAGAUGGACC